UUUUACAUUCUUCCCAAUGAAAACGUAUUUUUGCGAUGCAUUCUGAUGAGAGAUGAUUUAGCUAACAUGCAGGCCAGAAUGGAUAUGACAUUGUCGAUAUUAAUGUUAAUUGUUAUGAUAUUCAAAGGAAAUGAACUAUCGUUGGUAAAUACUUCAUGCCCUAGUGUGUGCGAGUGUAACGGGAUUACAGCGACUUGCGAGGGCCACGAUGGCUCUCAUCUACGAUACAUUCCUCCAUUGCCUGAAAAUACUACAAGUCUUGUCUUCAAUUCAAAUAAAUUAGGAUACAUGGGAGGAAACGCAUUUAAGAAUAUAUCUGGACUAUACUUGACGAGGCUUGAAUUGAGACGUAGUCACAUUUUCAACAUCGAUAGACUGACUUUCCAAAUGCUUCCUCAUCUACAGUAUCUAGACUUGAGUGAGAACAAAGCACUCCAUUCCAAAAAAUUGCACAAAGCCUUUUUCGGAUUGCGAAAUGGUUCAUUGAGAGAAAUUCGCUUGACAAAUAUGCGUUUGAAUACUUUGUAUGAAGACUUUUUCCUGUACCUAAGCAACACAUCCCUAGAACGAGUUUACUUCGAUGAUAAUAUAAUAAUUAGCAACAUUGGUGAUGUUAUGUCUCCAUUGUCUUCUCAUUUGAGAGAAAUUUCAUUCAAGAGCAACCAAAUUUCAAAUGUAUCAUUCAACAUUGUGAUGCCAAAAAUGGAAGUUUUUAUUCUGAGCAAGAACAAACUGUUGUCCAUUCCGAACUUUUGUUACUUUCACUCUAGCCGAACCAUGUGUCCUAAUCUUAAGGUUUUAGACUUGAGUGACAAUCUCAUAUCUGUUGUUAAAGGCGGCAAAUUCUUCAGAAAAUGCUUACCAAAGAUUCAAAGGCUGUUUCUGGGAUAUAACAAGAUUAAGACAUUAGGCAAAAACUUUAUAAGCCUACUACCGUACCUCGUCUAUUUGUCCAUAGAAAAUCUAGAUCCUAACGUUACUCUCCAUGAAUAUUCCUUGAACAGUUCUUCGUUGCAGUAUUUGUACAUGGGUAACAGAUUUAACGUUCUAAAAUAUUACAGAAACUUGUUUAAUAACACAAGAAAUCUUAGAGUUCUUGAUAUGACGGGGGUACAAUUUGUUCUAUCUCAUAAUCUGGAAGAGAAAAUGUUUCAGUUAUUUAAACCUCUGACAGGUCUAGAAGAAUUGACAUUGAAGAAAUCGUCUUUAUCAACAUUUCCAGUAUCCGUCUUCCAGUUCAUGCCGAAUUUGACAAAACUCUCCUUACAAGAUUGCUAUUUCAACCAAUCUUAUUUGAGGAAAUUAUCUGCACCAGCGUCUCUAAAGGUUAUCCUGCUCGAUAACAAUUUGAUAACCAGUAUCAACGAGACAAACAUUCCGAACAAUAUUGACCAAAUGAGUUUGAAAAGCAAUCCUUUUCUUUGUACUUGUGACCUUGUUUUCUUCAGGAAAUGGAUCGAAACCAAUUCUAAACGUCUAUUGGGAUGGCCAAAUGAUUAUACAUGUAACCUACCACAAGAAUGGAAAGGGAAGAAUCUUGCUGAUUUUCACCUGAGUUAUCUAUCCUGCCACCCCAUUAAUCCCUACAUCAUCAUGGCUAUUUCCAUUUCCUUUGCAGUCAUUGUCAUUGCCACAAUAUCUUGUAUAAUAUACAAGAAACGCUGGCACAUCAAGUAUUACCUGUACCUCUUGCGCGCUAAAAAACGUGGCUAUGAAGUUCUUGGGGGUGAUGAUUUUGCCUUUGAUGUAUUCGUAGCUUAUAACUCGGACGACAGAAUCUGGGUCAUUUCAGAAAUGAUACCCAGAUUGGAGAACGAAGAACAUCUUAAACUUUGCUUACAUGACAGGGAUUUUCAGGUUGGAAAACUAAUUGUAGACAACAUAACUGACGCCAUGCACCGAAGUAGAAAGAUUCUAAUCAUUCUCUCUAACAGUUUUGCACGAAGCCAUUGGUGUAGGUUCGAAACCAUGAUGGCACAGUUACGUUCAAUAAAUCACGGAGAGAACACGGUGGUUGUUGUCAUUUUGGAAAACAUUCUGACCAAAAACAUGAACAACUCCCUACAUAUGCUUUUGAAAUCUACCACAUUUAUAGAAUGGACAAAUGAAAGAACAGCGAAGGAGAUGUUCUGGACUAGAUUAGUGUCUUCCAUUAAAACCUAAUGUCAAAAUGCUGUUGCGGCACGUCAGGUUGCCCUUCGACUAAUUAUUGUAAAACACAUGCGAAGGCUAUUUUUCGAUCUUGAUGCAAAUUUAAGGGGAAUGUACGACCAGCUUGUACAUUUGAAAAAAAAAAUUGUAAACAAUUCUUGAACUGACUUUUUCUACCCGAAACCGGAAAAAACUGUUGUCAAAAGAUGAUAAAUCGAAAAAUAUGAGGUUAAUUUAUUGUAUGCAAAGUACGCAUACAAGAACGGAACAAUGCCUUUUUAAUCACGUAAAACAGCUUGGAACUACGCAGCUGCAGACUUAUUUCGAAGAUUUAAAAAUCUGUAAAAAAACAAUAAGAGAGGGAUUCAUUGGUGUCCUCUCUACAACCAUUUGCUGAGGAAAAGGUUGAAUCUUGCACAUAAUUGUAGUAACUUUGCCACAAAAUAGGGUACCCUAUUUUUAUUAGUCAGCAAUGGAUCUAUUUUUAUUAGUUCCGAUGUGCUUUUUUAGUUAUACAAGUAUAAACUUCUUUUUAGAAGUACGUUUUUAAGAAUAGGCCAGUUACCCUCUUUUGAGACAAAGUUACAACUUAAAUAAGCAAGGUUUGACCUUUUCCUCAAGAAAUGGUUAUAGAGUGGACAGUAAUGUCCUCCUUUCAUAUUUCACAUUAAUUGAACACUGUUUUCGACAGAGACAAGCCACUUCAAGAAAUGUUUACAUUUUUAUUCCAAAAUGUACAAGAUGGCCGCACACCCACCUUUAAAGAGGUGCAGUUUUAAAACAUCAAAAUAAAUACAUUUUUCUUACUCCCUAUUGUAUCUGCAAUGGUUGCAAUGAAAGACCAACUUCUUAAACAAGACAAAAACAAUGAAUUAUCAAAUACUGUAAAAAAGAUACCGGUAUAUGACAAUUUAAGAUGUAUAUGUUCCCAAUUCUUUAGAAAAAAUAUUCCAAUAUAUUGGACGUUGGAGCUGUCUUUUAAUGAUUGAAGCAUAACCGUUGAUUUAAAUAAAGGCGUAAUCUCGUGUUGUUAUAUUUAGCGGUAUUUGGUGCAGUUUAGAUAGAACAAAUACCAUAAAUAAAAAUUCCGUGUUUUUUAAUUACCCCCACGCUGCACAUUUUAGCUUUUUAUUGACCCGUUCUCAAGCCGCUAAUUUUUUCAAUCGUCGUUAAUUAGAUAGAGGGUCACCUGGUGCCGUGACGUCAUAUGCGACAAUUUGCCGAUAAGCUGUUUGAAAACGAUAGUAAACCAUGUGGCGAAAAAUCUUUGAACUCCCGCAUGUCAGUCUCUUUAUGACACACAAAUGUAACUGUCAAAUGACAUCAUGAUGACGUGUUUAACCAUUUUUCUAUGAAUUAUGUCAUCUCUUUUUUUCUCUCAAAAUUUACCUUU
This is a messenger RNA of Magallana angulata, 3544 nucleotides long. Its product is annotated as toll-like receptor 13. Lineage: Eukaryota; Metazoa; Mollusca; Bivalvia; Ostreida; Ostreidae. Gene Ontology annotation, cellular component: membrane. The record is from RefSeq and is a predicted model, not a curated record. Gene Ontology annotation, biological process: inflammatory response; toll-like receptor signaling pathway; immune response. Bases 46 to 2163 code for a protein of 705 amino acids. Gene Ontology annotation, molecular function: protein binding; transmembrane signaling receptor activity. The transcript has a single exon.